CUGCUCUUCGCCCUGACCUUGCCUAUCUGGGCUGCGUCCAAGGCAAAGGGCUGGAUCUUUGGCACGCCCCUGUGCAAGGUGGUCUCGCUCCUGAAGGAAGUCAACUUCUACAGCAGCAUCCUGCUGCUGGCCUGCAUCAGCGUGGACCGCUACCUGGCCAUUGUCCAUGCCACACGCACGCUGACCCAGAAGCGGCACUGGGUCAAGUUCAUAUGCUUAGGCAUCUGGGCCCUGUCCCUGAUCCUGUCCCUGCCCAUCUUCGUCUUCCGCAGGGCCAUCAAUCCGCCCUACUCCAGCCCGGUCUGCUACGAGGACAUGGGAGCCAACACGACGAAACUGCGGAUAGUGAUGCGGGCCCUGCCCCAGACCUUUGGCUUCCUCCUGCCCCUGGCGGUCAUGCUGUUCUGCUACGGACUCACCCUGCGCACGCUGUUCGAGGCCCACAUGGGGCAGAAGCACCGGGCCAUGCGGGUCAUCUUCGCCGUCGUGCUCGUCUUCCUGCUCUGCUGGCUGCCCUACAACCUGGUGCUGGUGGCAGACACCCUCAUGAGGCUCCGGGUGAUCCAGGAGACCUGUGAGCGCCGCAACGACAUUGGCCGGGCCCUGGAUGCCACCGAGAUUCUGGGCUUCCUCCACAGCUGCCUCAAUCCCUUCAUCUACGCUUUCAUCGGCCAGAAGUUCCGCCAUGGACUCCUCAAGAUCAUGGCCUUCCAUGGCCUCAUCAGCAAGGAGUACUUGUCCAAGGACGGCAGGCC
This is a messenger RNA of Ailuropoda melanoleuca (giant panda), 755 nucleotides long. Its product is annotated as C-X-C chemokine receptor type 2. Gene Ontology annotation, biological process: immune response; G protein-coupled receptor signaling pathway; calcium-mediated signaling. The annotation marks the transcript as partial. Gene Ontology annotation, cellular component: membrane; external side of plasma membrane. Lineage: Eukaryota; Metazoa; Chordata; Mammalia; Carnivora; Ursidae. The transcript has a single exon. Gene Ontology annotation, molecular function: C-C chemokine receptor activity; C-C chemokine binding; C-X-C chemokine receptor activity. The record is from RefSeq and is a predicted model, not a curated record.